Molecule: messenger RNA, 15440 nt
Organism: Blepharisma stoltei
Lineage: Eukaryota; Ciliophora; Heterotrichea; Heterotrichida; Blepharismidae
Source: the annotation of a GenBank genome assembly
AUGUCUAAAAAACCUGAUGAAGCAAAUAAAGAGGAAAAAAAGGAGCCAAGCAGGCCAAACUCUCCAGUAUCACUAUUCGGCUCUGAUGGAGAAGAUAGAUUAAAUUAUAUUAGAAUAGGUCUUCGGGGUUUAUUUUAGCCCCUCUCUGCCUUCACCGACUUCAGAAUCUUCGUCCUAGGCACACAAUUAAAAUGGCGAGCCAUCCGACCCGUCCUUCUCCUGUACCCUCAGGGAUUACGGGGUUAAGAAGUAAAUGGGCCUGGAUAUUGUGUCCAGGGUGGGUUUUUUUUUACCUUGGUCGGGACACCACGACAAGGUUUUUUUACCUCUCACAAAGACGAGAAGACCAGAGCCGCAGAAUCAGGAGUCACACUUCAGGACUAGAAGGAAGUGAGGAAGCUUGUAGUGGAGCUUGGGGACCUGAAGAAGACUCCGGAAGGCUACUUUUCCCCCUCCCCAGAAAGGACGGCGCCGGGUCACUAGACCCUGAUCAAAGGAGUACCUGGGUGAGUCUCCCUGUCAGAUGGCGACGUCACCAUUUUUUGGUGACGUCGGCAGAAAAUGGAGUGAGCAACAGAGCCGGUGCAUAGGGCGCAAGCCUAAAGCUGGCAGCGCUGGGUAGAGGCUGAAAUAAACCUCCGUGACCCGCUAAAACUAAUUAAUCUAAUCUAAUCGUCCUAGGCAUCUAUUUGCACUUACGCUCUUUACUGUCGAUAUCACCAAAAAAUGAUGGCAUCGCCAUCUCUCAAGAGAGACGCACCCAUGCACUUCCCUGGACAACUCCUAGCGGUCGGCAUUAUAUAUCCGGGGAGAUAGGGCACACCCUGAAAUCCUCUUCUGGCACCCAUUACCCUUCGCAGAGUUGUUACAUGAACUCUGGUUUCCUUGUCUAUGGUACAGAUUAAAGAAUCCUGCUUUGGUGUCCAGACCGGGGAGAAAAAAAGGACACAAGUUCCAGAUCCUAGCCCUCUUGACCGAAAAAACCCCUAGUGUAUGGGAGAGGAUAGGCUGGAUAAUUCGCCAUUAUUUGUGUGUCUGAUGGAGAAGAAGAAGUAAAAAUCCCCACAAAGAAAAAGAAUAAUAGUUCAAAUGACCCAAACAUAAUAAUAAAUCAAAUUAAAUUAAGAUCUUAACGUCUUCCAGAUUUGAUGCCUCUGCACGCUUUCGAUCAACGCCAGUCUGCAUCCUUGUGGCAAUUCAGCCGCUAUUUGAAUUGAUCUUCUCUAGGAGCAGGGCUUGCACUGUGAUCCCCAAGAGUAUCGACGGGUUAGAAAGACCCCUGUCAGUACGCAAUCAGAUGCUAUGGAGGUAAAGGUAAGCCUGAUACCUCUUAUCGGACACCUUUGGGAGGUGUGACACUCAAGUAAAAAGAGCCACAGCCCUCGAAAACCAAUAGAGAAAGAACCCGUGGCAUGAAAAUCACCCGAAUAAAUAAUGCCUAGACUGGAAUGGCAGCCAAUGUCGCUUCACACCAGCAGCCGUCACGCAGCAAGCCUAGAGUUAGAAUCAGAGGUACUUAGCCUUGAUAUAGGCUAUAAAACCAUUUUGGUGUCCACAGUGGUCGUCAUCGUCAAGGACAUAUUUGCCACCACCAUUUAAUUAUAUAAUAAUAAAGGAAUCACCAUCAGUUAAUAAUAUCCCAAACACAAUAAGCCAUUAUAAUUUAUCCCCUGAGUCCAUACAACUUCCUACAAAAAACCAAGUUUUAAGUGCAGAAUCCACUAUUAAAAACCCCUUUGAAGAAUCUGUUUUUCAAGCUCCAUCAGUAGAUGAAGAUGAGCCGCCUCCUUGGGAAUUGGAGGAAAAUGAAAUUAAGCCACCCCAAAAAGCUUCAGAAGCUAUAAAGCCAACAAAUCAGUCAAUAAAUGCAUUUUUCGAGGAAUCAAAAUUUGAUGAAGUUUCAUUUUUACCUGAUACGUCUAAAAUAACGUUUAAUCCUGAAGGAAAUCAAUCAGAAGUCGAAGAGGAUAAGCCUCCAUGGGAAAUGGACGAGCUUGAAGUGCCACUAAGUAUACCAAUGCCUCAGGUUCCUAUAUAUUCAGAGUCUCCUGAUAUUAAAAAAAGUGUAAAAAAGCCAGCUGUAACUGUAACCGAAGUAGAAAAAAUGCCCGAAAAAGAAAGCUCAGACUCUGAAGAAGACAAAUCCCCUUUUGAUGACGACUUUUUAAUGUCACAAAUGCCACAAUUAGCAAAUAAUCAUAGCUCUCAAGCCGAAUACUUAAAAGAAAUUCCAAAAUCAAGAGCCCCUGCUUAUUUUGCCCAGCCUCUUGAUGGUAUCAUAGCAAAAACAGGGACCGUCUUUAAUCUGAAUAAUAAAAAAUUAUCAACCUCAGGAUAUUUGCAAAUAGGCGAUAUCAUCAGUUUAGUGACAAGAGACGUAGCGCAUACAGCUGAUGAAGUGUUUUAUUAUACAGGAGUGAUAUCAGGUGAUGGUAUUGCAAGCUCUGAGCUUGAAUGUGUACCUAAAAAGCCAAUGCAGCAGCAAAAAAUUGAUACUCUAUUUAGACAGUGCUUAUUUAGAAUUGAGCCAGCUCGACAGUAUGGGUUUUCAAGCUUACUUUCAUAUUAUGAAAAUCAUAAAGAAAAACAUAAAAAAUCUCAUGAAGAGCCAAAUAGAAUCAUGAAAAAUAAAUCAAAGGCUGAUUUUAAGCUUGAACAAGAAUUAAAAAAAUAUAUGACCAUCCACGGCACACAAAAUAAUGAUCAUGAAAAAGAUAAAAUCCUUGAAGAGCUUCGGCAGCAAGCAAAUGAAGAAAUGGCUGGGAAUGAAACUGAGCUCGAACUUUCUGAAGGAAGAAUAGUCACUUAUGGAGAACGUAUACAAUUGAGGCAUAUUCAUAGCAAUUCUUUUAUAACCACAUCUUUAGAAAUAGCAAAGGAGCAUGGCUGCUUAAAGCUAAAGCUAUCAAAAAAUGGAAACGAGGGUUCAUGGUUUGAAAUUAUGCCUGGGGAUAAAUUAAGGCAAGAAGGUGAAAUGGUAAGAUAUCUUGAUGGCUUUUCAUUAAUUUCAAGCGCAGAGAGAUCGAAAUAUUAUUUGCAUAUGGGCGUAUCACUUGUAUAUUCAAGAAAUUCUUGUUGUGAGCUUAAUGCAAGUGAAGCGGCUUCUUUAUGAAAAGCACGAAGAUAUAUGACCCACUACCAAAACAAGGCGAACCCAGAAUAUGUGUCUACAGGAGACUCCUUCAGAAUUUUCCAUAAGCAAUUUGAAGGAUAUUUAAGCAUUUCCACCAGGAAUCUGGGGUCUCAGCUUUCUGAAGAAAUUAAAAUUGUUAAUGUGCUGAAUAAAGAAGAUUAUAAGGAUGUAGAAGUUUGUCAAGUUGGUGUUAAAAAAGAAGAGGCUGAUGCCCAGGAUUAUGGAAGAGUUGAAAUAUUUCUUGAAAAAAAUCCUUCAAGCAGGUCUAUUUGGGAACUUGAAAGAGUAAACCCAUUCCAUGGAGGACCUACUAGGUCGAAUGAAUUAGUCAGAAUUAGGCAUGCGAGCACAGGGAUGUAUAUGUUUAUCACACAAAGGGGAGGGGCAUUACUAGACCAGUUUACCAAAAGCAAUUUUUCACUAAUUCCAGAAGACCCUGAUGAAAAAUUCCUUACUCCUUGGCUAGAUAAUUUAUAUGAUGGUGGCGAAUAAAUUUUUUACUUGACGACGAUGCAUCACCUUGGUUGCAAAAAACUUAAAGGCCUAAAUCAGGGUCUGAGCCAUUUAAUUCUAGAUAAAUAAAAUGGCAUUCGGUUCGAGAGAAAUUAGCUCUGCUAAUUUUCUCUCCCUCAUGGAAUUUUAUUUAUAGGGUUAGGUUUUCACUCGAGAACUUCUGGACAGCAAUAGCGGUUUAACUCUGGGGAUAACCAGAGGAACCACUCCUCAGUCCACUCAAGAUUUCGGGCUUUUACCUCUCAGCACAUCCCCACAGGAGGAUGACCCUUAGGCGGAACACGCGCAGGAGCUGAGUCGAGCGACAAGGGCGACGGCAACGCGCCGGGUGAGACGUGCAGCAAGGCUGGUGAAGCAGGAAUUGAUAGAAGGCUUGGAUGGGGCUGACCCGUGCCAAGAUGGCUCGCCUACGUCACUAGUUUUUGCUAUAGGCCCUUUUGGGCUGCGGCACUAGACACCUUAAACACCAGAUAAUUAAGUAAGUAAGUAAGAGCCAUUUAAUUCUAAUUCUUGACCAUCAGAUAGUGGGGAAUUUGUGAGGUAAGUGGCCUUGGGAAUUAGCUGGUGUUAACUUCAUGACUAGGUAUUGAGUAUAAAGAUGAUUUUGAGCAUCAGCUUUUCCCCCUCCAGCUUCAGACGGUAUGAUUUUUUUUCCCUGGGUGUCAGCAGGAGGUAUUGGGCUAGCCUUUACCUCCAUAACUCUGACGGCAUACUGGCAGGACUUCUCCCUAACAUUCCUGGGUUCCAAUAUUCAAGCCCUACUCCUAGAGAUGACUACUGCUCCAAAUAGUGGCUAAAUUUCCCCCUGACAAGAAGGUAGUCAUUGGUUGAAAGCGUUUUGGCAAAUCUGGAAGAUGUUGAGACUCUUAACCUAAUUUACUCCUUGAUUUAACGACCCAGUCGUUCGAUCAAGUAAUGGAAAAAUUCUUCAUAUAGAUUUUUUCCCGAUAAAUAGUUUAUGCGCUCAUAAUAAAAGAUAGAGCAUUCAAUAUGUUACAAAAUUUCCUAGAAAACAGUAUAAUUGCUUCUAACCAAUUAUAGCAAUAUCUCUAAUAUUCAUUAUUAUGGAUGACUGCAUGAGAAUCAUUCAAUCAAGAAGAAGCAUUACUUUAGCCCUAUCCUACAGUAGAAAAACCAAGCACAACUCCAACAACAUCAGAAAUCCUGCAACUCCCCCAACAUCAGAAAUCCCACAACUCCCCAAAAUUCAAUCAAGGAUAGGGGCUAAUUUUUCAAUUUUCAAUAAAAUUUUUCGAUCAAGGAUACAGGAGUUAGAUUUAACCAGCAUUUGCAAAUUAGAUUGGUCAAAAACGACAUGGGAGGCUUAUAUCUUGCAACAAAAGAAGAAGAUAUAAACAUGAUUGAUUUCAAAGAAGAUUUAAAUAUAGACUAUCAAAAAAAAGUUUCGCUUUGCAUGACACCAAAUAAAAAAGAAAUACUAUUAACAACCUUUGUAUUGGAAGACGUCCAAGAGGAUUAUUCACUUCACAUAUACCAAACUACAAGAAUUGUGAAAAAAAUGAUGGAAUUUUAUGAAUUUGUAAAUAAAUGGGGAGUUUUGCAGGUUGGAAUUCCGCCAGUUCCUUCCUAUGAUUAUGAGUAUGCAGUUGAUACAGAAACCGAGCUUUAUGAAUGAACUGAGCAUAUGUAUGAUAUUUUGAAUAAUUUGAGAGAAAGAAUUGUAGUAGAAGAAUUAAACCCAAAUAUAUUUAAAAGCAGACAAGAAGCUAUUAAAGAUUGUGGGCUAUUAGAUCUUAUGCUUAGAAUUGCAAAGCUUGUUGAGAAAAAAAUAAAAGUCCCAGUGUCUGUAAAAGCAAGCACUGAUUUAGAUAGGAGAAGACACUAUACGUCACUAAUGCUAGAGCUGCUCAAACAAAACGCUGAAGAAGAACUUCAUUUGCCCCAAUUGGUAGCUAAAAAGCAUCUUGAAAGGUUUAUCAAAAGAUUAUAUGAUACUAUUCAUUUGUGCAUUAAAGAUAAUGUAGCAUGCUGUGGAGAGCUGAAAAAUUAUUAUAAGUUUUUAAACAACCAGAUAGGACGAAAUAGACUUGAGGUAAAACGAAUCAUUAAUGAAUCAUUUAAGCACUCUAGCGAAAUGCUGAAUGAAACCUCCUUAACUCAAUUUCUUGAUUGGGCAAAUCAGCUGAAGCCUCUCAAUGAAACUGAUUAUAUAAGAGACCAAAUUAUGGUACUUAAAAUAUUAACGUCUCUAUGCAUUUUUAAGAAAAAAGGAAUUGAAAGGCCAGUUCAACGCUAUCAAAAGCUUGUAAAAGAAUUUCUUUUUAUAAAUGGUAAACCAUUGAAGCUAGCAAAAUUUGAUACCGUACAAGGUAAAGAGUGUGUGCAUUUUCAUAUAGAAACUUCAGUCGAGCAGUUUUGUGAGAUGAAUAGUGAGUCAAAGCUUGUUCCUUAUCUAUUACGUGGAGUUAUGCAUACAGAUGGGCAGGUGUAUAUACCAUUGGAAGAAAUUAAUGAUAUGAAUAUCAUUGACUAUUUAGCAUCUUUAAUAGAUUUACUUUCAGGUAGUUCUCUGAUGAGGAGUACUUCUUUUAAAAAUGAAAUUUUUUAUCAUUAUGGACUUUCAUUUCAGCAUUGCUUUAGUUGCAUGAAAAAUGUCAAAUUAAAUACUAGACUUCGAACUGCUUAUAUGACUUUUCUAAGAAUAUUUUUUAUUGAUGUAGAACCAAGGAUUUCAUUGUCUAUUUCUCAUAAUCGAUGCUUUUUAUGGAAUAAUGAAUUGAGGAGUAUUGAUCCUGAUGAGCAAGCUUAUGUUAAUCCAGAAAUAGAAAUAAUAACAAUUCCUUUUCAAUUCUUAAGAAAUAAAAUGGUGAUGUUGAAGGAAAAUGGACACCAAGGCGCACUCAUUAUGGAGCGGAUAGGAACCAUCUUGAUGAAGCUGAAAGAAGGCAUAUAUCCCUUUAAAUAGGCUUUCAGGUUUGGGGAUGCUUUUCCGAACAGGGAAGGUUGUUUUUCCCGAGAAGGUUUUCCUGCCCUUAUUAGAUUGGCUAUACAGGUCUUUGCCUGGAAUAUGAUUUUUCCUCAUCAAGAUCAUCAGGGCACUUUUCGUUCAGAGAUCGAGCCUAGGGAGAUAAUCCCUUAGACAAUGGUUCAGGUCGGAAAUUUAAAAUGGUAGCCUUCCAUUUUCCUCAUUUGAACUCCGAGGACUAUGGAGCUGCUAAACUUGGAGCCAAUUCAAGUAAGGCUAGUGCUCUUGUCCGCUUAUGGCCAAUAAUCAUUUUAAUUUAACUUUCAAUCCUUAGCAAACUGAAUAGAAACGACUUGGAUUUGCGGUGAAUCGCCUAUUGAUGAAAAUCAUACUGAUAAGUACAAGCACAAAAUUAAAUUUAUCAUCGAAUUAAUUGAGCUAACAAAGUCAGUUGUGGAUCUAAAUUAUGUAGACUACGAAUUUGUAUCUAUGGUAUAUGAGCCAGUUCUUGGUUUUCUAAUGGAAUAUAGCCAUGAGCCCGAUGAAAUAGAAUCAUAUCAUAUUACUAAAUUUAAUUAACUUCAACUUGAGACUUUAUUUAUACUUCGUAGUGAGAAGUUUUUCUUAUCCGAAUUGUCACUACUCCGAACUCAUUUUGGGCCUCGCAGUCCUGCUCUCUAGUCCUAGUCCCGGCGGAGCCAUUUAGAACCCAGAAGUAAGGGAAGCCUAGAUUUGGGAAUUGCCUUGCUCUAUCCAAAUUUCCUUCCAGCGCCUGCUUCAGCCUAAGGGUCCUGAAUUUUAUAUGUGCAGUUGAAUCAAAGUUGGGUUAUAGAAUGGAAUUCGCUGAGCGAAUUACCUUUUAUCCGAAGCCAUUUUAUUAUUAUCCGAUGAAAUUGAAUCAGAAAAGUUACAUUGAUGCACAGAUAUAAAAAUCAGAGAAAUUGAGCAAUUAUCAACAGUAAAAGACACAGCAAAAGAGUUAACGAGCGCAGCAAUUCAGCUAAUUAAGAUAUUUUACAUAGUAAGAACACAAAAGCAAAUUGAAAAGUUUGUUAUUGAAUUCGGCCAAAUAAAUCCAGGAGAAAAAAUAAACUCCAAGGAUCUAUUCCAAGGAAUUUUUGAAGGUCUUGAUUUUAGGAUCACAAGAGCUUCCAAAGAAAAAAGGAAUGUUGGAUUGGCGCUUUUUCAGCAAGGAAUGAUAAAAAACACCACAGGAAAAAUUAGCACAAACAAUAUAGUCUCUAAGAUUGCAGAAAUGAAUGAGCAUUUAGACAAAAAAUUUCAUUUAGACAUACAGCUUAUUAGGUUGCUAUUUAAGUCAGGGAAUGCAGGAAUUGAAAGAGAUACUCUUGAUUUGAUGAUUUCCAAUUUUAGUCAAAGAGAGCAUUUCAAGAAAGAAGCUGAAGAUAUUUUAUUAUUGUGUACUCCAAAGCAAAGGCUUUUUUAUAAAAAAAUUAGUCUUCAAGUUUAUUUGCUUAGAAAGCAUUUAAAAGUUUUUAUACACUAUGGAGAGAUGCUUUAUCAUGAAGAAAAUGACUUAAAAGAUGAGCAUUUAAAAGAAAUAAUGAACGAAAUAGAAAAAGAAAUACGGAAAAUAACCAAAUUUUUAACUAUUAGAAAUGAUCCAAGUUCAGUUACUCUAAAUCAAGGAAUUUGCAAAAAUUUAGACAAUGAACGAAUUUAUUUAGAAAUUGUAAGAACACUUUAUGGUGAGCCAAAGCUCACCGCGCUAGGCCUUAAGCUUUAAUACCAACCCCUAGCCAUGACAAGGCGGCUUAUCUUCACAUUUCUCUCUCAUCUGUCUUCGUAAGAGCACCCAUCUUCCAUUCGAUUACGCCCAGUUAACUUGCAUCUUCUCAGCUGGAGCCCAAUGAGCUGUAAACUUGCUUCCAUCUUGCCUUAGACCAUCCAACUCCCUGCAGACCUUGAAUCAUGCAGAGACUCGUGCAGCCUAAACUACCCAAUCUUCGUCCCAUACGCCUUAAUUCCAGUCCGUCUCUCUAGCCAUCCCAAGGCCGUUGAGUAGAUAUUGGUCUGAGGAAGCUCUGCUGAGCAAAAACCUCACCUGGAGAGAAAACUUAAAUUAAUAAAAGGAAGCUCUUUUUCGGUCGACCUAUUUUCCAUUUAUAAUAUUUUCUAUAAAAAUUUAGGACUCCAUGAAAUUUUAAUAAAUUUUUUGAAAAGAAAAUUUAAAUGAAUACAGAAAGUUUCAUAUGAAAAAGUCAAGGUUAAUCACCAUAUGAUUAGCAUCUAUCGAAUUAUUAUUCGAUGUCUCGUCGCAUUUUCAUUCAAAAAUCUUAAAAACCAGCGGCUUUUAUUUGACUAUAUCGGCAAAUUUGUAAUUUUUAUUGGAAAUGGCUGUGGGGUUAGCAGGCUAUUAUCUCAAAUUUUAGCCGGACAGAGAAAUAAAGAUACAUCAGAAAAAGUUAUUGAGUAUAUUUUUACGCUUAUUUAUAUGUCAUCUGAUAAGGAUCACGUUUCCCAAGACUUUAAGAUGCUUCGCUCUUUAAUAAUUGACGAAAAUAACGAAAUAUAUACAACCAGUCAAACAAAUGUAAUAAAAGCUAUAAUAAAAAACAAAGAUUUCAUGAAAUAUUAUAUAUCAGGACCUUCCCAGAUCCUAAACCUGCUGAAUUUUAAGCCUGAAGAUUAUGGCUCUCACUCAGCUCUUAUAAAUCUUUUAGCAAGCUGCUCAAUACAAAAUAAUUUUGUAGUGCAACAAUGCAGAAAACUGAUCCCUUCUCAGCCACUUAUAAAUGAAAUUUUAGGUGACAACCUACAAUAUAAGGUAAAAUCAGCUUUCCUGAGCUUUUUAUUUUAUGUGUAUUUAGUUGACAUCUCUGAAGAACUUCCUAGAGAAAUUGAUAUAAGUUUUGGCAAAGUUCUAUUGAGAAAUGUUUUUAUUAGUGAUUUAAAAAAAGCAUUAAAUAGCCUUGAUGGACUGCUAGUUAUUUGCAAUAAACAAAAAUAUAAAUGCGUUUCUGUUAUUGAAAACAUCGAAGAUGAUCAUGAAAAUUUAAGGAGAAGCUCAGAUCCAAGCGCUCCUCGAUGGUUUAAUAAUAAAGAAGCUUUAAGCAAAGAAGAAAUGAGAAUAAGAGAUUUUUGGAAAUAUAUUAUUGAUAUAAAAACAUGAAAAACUGAAUUAGCAACUGGCUUAUUAAUUUUGAUAAGAGAAAUGAGCAUAGAAAUAAAAUAUGCCAGAAGAGGCAUGGACGAAGAAAUGAUUGAACUGUUUGAAGAGCUACGAAGAGCUGUCUCUGACUUAGUUCAAGCUCUUAAAACUCUGGCUUCAGAAAAUCCUCAUUUAUCGUUUGAUUUUCUAAUCGAAAAAAUUUCAAAGAUAGUAACCACAAUCCCAAAUUUUUCUGACACGAAUGAAAUGAAAAAAAUCCGUGAUAACAGCUAUUUUGCUCUUAUGGGGAAAAUUUCAGACUUUCUGAGAGAUAGGAAAAUGACUAUUGAUUAUUUCGUUAAAAACUAUCUUAUGCUUGAUAAUGAAUCUAUAAGCUGCAAUAGUCUUGCAGACAAACUAUGAUUUGCGCUUAAAAAAGGAAUUGAUUAUGAGACAAUAUCAACAGGUCUUUCUUCUUUAUUUUCUUCAGGAGAAGACUUUGAAAUUAAAACUUCUGUCCUUUAUGAUAGUAUUUAUGGAUUCGUAAGCUACUCACGACCAGAAAUUUCAAGGUUAAAUUCUUAUAAAAGCGAAAAUUAUGAUGUGCAUAGUGAUAUAAAUGAAGAGCUGAAUGCUUUUAUAAGAAACGAAGUCGACAAUAUGUGCAGAGAAUCAGGAAAUGCUGAGUUGAUACAGCUUGUAGAAAAUAUAAAACUAUUAAUUGUUGACCCUGCCUUGCAAAAAAUGGAUGAUAAAGAAUUGAUGGAAUUUGCAAAAAAUUUGGAUACUGCUUUUUAUAAAAAAGAGCACAAAAUUUAUUUGAUGGAAAUUUUCAGGCAGAUGAUUAUUAUUGAAUAUAAUUCAAAUAUACCGCUAGAAGAUAAAACGCAAAGAAUCCAUGCUAUUCAGCUUGUUUUGAGCAAUUCAGGAAUGGGGAAAAUGGCUCUUUCUCUUAUAAACAAAGAUAAUGAUAUUGCGAUUGUACAUGGAGCAGUUCGCUUGCUGCAAGCAAUACUAAUCCAAAAUAGCCCAACAAUAAAAGAAAAGCUGCUCGAAUGCUUAACUCCCUUCUUUUAAAUUGGAACAAAAUAUAGGUAAAAUUUGCAUUUUUUUGGAAAAUUAACCCCCUUUAAAUUGGGACAAAAUUCAAUUUUAUAAUAAAAAAUUUUAUAGAUAAAAAUCAUAAUUUUAUGUAAAAAGUUUUGAUAUAAGUUAAAUGUUUUUUUUCUUAACUAAAAUUAAAAAUUUAGUUAUAUCUUGCUCUUGUUUAAAGAAAAGAAUAUAAAGAGCAUCUUAUUUAAAUAAAUUUAUUAUCCUUAAUUGCUGAAUUUUUAAAAAAAUUUAAUUUUUUUUUAAUAAAAAUAAUAUUUUUUAUUUAAAUAAUUUGAUAUAAAUUCAAUGCGAAUUCUUUACACAAGUUUGAAAAUUUACUUAUUUCUUAAAUUAAAUUAAAGAAUAGAGUAUAAAUAACAUCUUAUUUAAACAAAAUUAGCACUUUGAUCCAUAAAUUUUCUAAAUUUUUUUUAUCAAUAAAAAUAAUAAUUUUUGUGUAAAUAGUUUUGAUACCAAUUAAUAGUGGCGUAAUAAAAAUUUAGCUAUAUCUUGCUUUGUUUUAAAGGAUAAAGAGUAAAUUGCAUUUUAUUAACUCCCCCCUCCGUGAGCGAACAAAAAAAAUUUUGUUCGCUCACGGAGGGGGGUUAAUUUUUUUUUUUAAAAAAAAUUUAUAUAUAAUUUUAUAAAAAAUAUUUUUUUCGAAAUUUAAAAAAAUCCUAAUUUGCAAAAAUUGGGAAGCAAAUAUUAAUUUAAUUUGCAAAAUUUAUGUUUUAAAAACGCAAUUUGUUUAAAAUUAAACAGAAUUAGCUCUAGAUUUCAUUAUACUAAUUAUCACUUAUAUAUCAAAAUUUUUUUCCAUUAAAAUUUUUUCUAUUAAAAAAAUUUUUGUUCACUCACGGAGGGUGGGUUUUUGGUCAAAAAAUGGCGAUUUUUCUAAUGGUUUUGUUCGCUCACGGAGGGGGGGGGGGGAGUAAGCAAAUUUAUUAAUCUAAUUAGAUAAAUUUUUGAAAAUUUUUUUUAGAAAAAUUUUCUUAAGCCCCCCUCUAAAUUGGAACAAAAUGUUUUGUUCCAAUUAAGGGGGAGAGUAAGAGAAAAUGAACAAUCUUAUAAUUUAUUUUCCUUCAUUAGAAAUGAACUGCGAGAAUGCAGAGACAGGAUAAUUCACAAUUACAAUUUAAAGCAUCGACAAAUCUCCAAAAGAUUCAGCUCAUUUAAAGUUAAGCCUGAUACUGAAAACCAAAGCUCCAAUCUCUGAAGCUGAAAAGUUGAUAAAGGCGAGCUUUGUAAGGAUUUUCUAAAACUUCUUCAAUUACUCUGUGAUAACUGCUAUUUGCCAUUUCAGAAUUAUUUACGAGAACAAGAUGAAACUAACCAAAGAGUAAGCAUUGACUUAAUUACAGAAAUUGGAAAUUUUUUAACAAAUCUGCAGGAUAUUGACGAUAUCAAAGGUAAAUUUAUAAGCUCAAAGCCAGAAGAAAGAGAAGGGAUCGAAAUAACUUUGCAGUGUCUAGAGACAUUAAAAGAAGCUUGCCAAGGGCCAUGCAAAGAAAACCAGUCCAUUCUUGGAGAAGGGGAGAGGAUUUAUAAGUUUUUAAAUUGGCUACUUAAUUGUAAAGAAGAGUCUUUAGAAGUUGAGCCACAAUACAUUCAAAUAUUUUUUGAAGCAAUUGAGUUCUUGCAUGCUUUGCUCGAAGGUAAUGGAAAUCCUGAGGUUGCUCAUUGUAUGAUUGAAGAGCUUGAUUUGAAAGCUUUAAUGAAAAAAGCGACAUUCAUUUUCAAUAAGCAUGCCAAAAAUAGAGAAAAAUAUAUCUACCAAGAAAAUAAAGGCAGGCCUAUUUGGUUUUUAAGGUUUUUUGAAAGAAAAAGAGACUAUAAAUAUCAAGACCAUGAGCCAAUAAUAGGUCUAGGGUUUUCUAUAUCCAUUCUGUUUUCUACUCUGCAAGAUCGAUUUCCUGAUCACUAUAAAGUAAAAAUUGAUUAUUUAUCAGGAAAUGCUUCACUUAAAGAGCAAAAAGAAAAAGAGUUCAACCUUGUUCAUGGAGCAGAAUAUAUAGCAACAGGUGAAUCUGAAUCAGAACAUUUAAGGGACGUUCUCUUUGCAAAAGCGAAAUCAUUUUGAAUGAAAAUUAAAUAUUUGCUGCCUCAUAGUUCACAUAUCAAAAUAUCCCCCGAAGACAUCACGAAUUUCCAAGAAGCCCAUAGCUUUUAUGCAAAAAAUAUUGCCUGUGUAGAAAUUCAAAAUCAAUCAGAAAUCACAAAAAUCUUUUUCCGGAUUCCUGGAGUGUGCCACUAUAUGACUAGCAAGUCAAGAAAAGAAAUGAUCCAGCCUUCUGGCCAGAACUCCCAUCAAGAAAAAAUUGAAGACUUUUAUAAUAAAAGCAAAAGAUAUCAAGUAGAAAUGCUGCAUCAGCAAGAGCUUAACCGCUACCCACUUUUAGAAAAGUGAACUUCAAUCUGGAGAACUUAUACGUCUGCGUCAUUUUUCUUGGUUAUAUGUAUUAAUAUAAUUCUGCUUUCAACAAUUCAGCAUCAAGAGGGUGAAAAAACUGGUAGCUGAUUUUAUAUAGAAGAUGAUGAAAUCUUGACCACUCUCAAUGUUCUAUCAGCUCUACAGAUAUUUUUUGCUUUCUCUGCAUUGACGGCUUAUUUAAUUGAAUAUUAUCCUGUAAUUGUGUAUAAAAAUCUAAUUGAAUCGAAUAGAGGUUCAAAAUUUCUUAUGAAAGAUUUUCAAUUAAGAAGAAUUGAGGGAACUGUUUUACUAAAGGAAAUUAUGGGUCGCAGAAGGGCAAAUAAAAUAAACCAUCAUUUACCGAAAAAAAUAAUUAGUAUUUUCUUACUCAAAUUAAAAAAAGCAAGCAUUUUAAUUUAUUUAUAAUUUAAAAUCAAUUUUUAUCCAUUUAAAUUAAAUAUUUACAUCGAUAAAAGCCAAAAAAUAAAUUUUUUGAAAUAAAAUAUAAAUUUGACAAAUAUGCACAUUUAAUAAGCAAAAGUGCGCUUCCUAUUAAUUAAUAGAAGUUAGAUUUUCAAGCAGCUUACAGUACGAUUUAUCUUAUUAUUUCAAUAUUUUCUAACAGAUUCUUUUUGCUCUAUUGCAUUCUUCUCUUAGAUAUCAUCAAGCGCAGCGAAGAUCUUGCAAAUAUUUUGAAAUCCAUUACAUUAAAUCUCAAGCAGCUUAUAUAUACAACGAUCUUACUCCCCCAUCCAUUACAAACAAAAAAAAUAGGAAAAUUCCUAAUUUUGCCCCCUCCAUGAUGAAACAAAAAUCUCUGAUAUAUAAAUGAUAAUUAAUAUAUAAUGAAAUCUCGAGCUAGAACAAUUGCAUUUUAAACACAUAAAUUUUGCAAAUCAAAUUAAUAUUUGCAUUUCAAUUUUUGCGAAUUAGGAUUUUUUUAAAUUUCGAAAAAAAAAAGUUUACUAUAAAAUUUAUUUCAAAAAACAAAUAACCCUCAUGGAGGAGUUAGGAAUAAUCAGUAUCUAUAUUUUUACAGUAAUAGCAUUUGCGUCAUUUUCUGAGUAUUAUGUUGAAGGAGGCCAAUCACCUGUGAAUACAUAUUGCAAUAGACUAUCAGAGUGCCUUGUAAGCAACAUAGUAACAGGUGUCAGAUAUGGAGGAGGAAUAGGUUUCGCUCUAGACCAACCUUUAGAAGACGAUCAUAAUUACUGAUAUAGACUUCUUUUCGAUAUGCUUUUCUUUAUCAUCAUUUGUAUUCUACUUCUAAAUAUUAUUUUUGGUAUUAUUAUCGACACUUUUGCAGAGCUUAGAGAUCAACGUCAAGCUGAGCUUGAAGACAUGUACGAAAACUGCUUUAUUUGUGGGAAAAGCAAGUUCACCUUUGAAAUCAAUAAAAUCAGCUUUGUGGAGAAUAUUAUAUAUAUUAAAAUGGCGACACGUGUCAGCCUGCUCUCUUGGCACAACAGUCCAAACCUUAAGGCCCGGCAAACUGGGACUGAUUUUGAGUCAAGAAUCAAAUGUAGUGUCUAGAGAUGUGCAUCCAAGAAGGUUUUGGCUGUUUUCCUAUGGUUGGAAAUGGAGGUAUUCAGCAACGUCCUUUGGAUCAAUCCAUGGGCAUUCCCUACCGAGAAAUUGGGGGUUUCGGCCCAGGCCACAGGGGAGUAGUCUUUUUCCUGUAGCUGUCGAAGGUAGGCACUUCGUCACCAGAAAGACUCCAAGGAUCCUUGGAAUCAAACUACUCCGUAGCAGCAGAAAUCCAUAAGCCGCCCACUCAAGACUGAAACCUCAAGCAAGGAGGAGACAGAAGGUACCGAAAGUGGCAUCCACCUUCGGGGGAAAGACCCUCUGGGCUGGAGUCUAAAAGAGGAUAAGCAUCCGUACGGGAGGUCUUUGAUGACUGCGCCACUAAUCUGGCUAACGCCUGACUUUAAUAACCUAACCUAAUCAUGUGGAGCAUAUUCAGACUGAGCAUAAUGGCUAUUCUUAUAUGUCAUUUUUAAUAUAUAUCAAUAAUAAAGAUUUGAAGGACUGUAGCGGGGCAGAGAAAUAUGUAAAGGAAAUGAUAAAAAGAAAAGAAGUUAGUUUUUUCCCAAGCACAUCGCUUUCUUUAAUGAAAAGGGAAAGCGAACUAGAGGACAAGAAAGAAGAUGUUAAUGCUGAAUCUUUAAAUCAAGAGCUUUCGAAUAUACAGAUGGAAAUAAUUGGAUUGUUAAGUGAAGCUAAAAAUAAAAAAGACAGACCUCCUGAAUAG